GCGCCCCGGACCGGCCCCCCCUUUCCCCUCCCCCUUCGCGCCGCCGCUGCCGCGAUGCCCCCCCCUGCGCCCGGGGCCCGGCUCCGGCUUCUCGCCGCCGCCGCCCUGGCCGGCCUGGCCGUCAUCAGCCGAGGGCUGCUGUCCCAGAGCCUGGAGUUCAGCUCUCCCGCGGACAACUACACGGUGUGCGAAGGUGACAACGCCACCCUCAGCUGCUUCAUCGACGAGCACGUGACCCGUGUGGCCUGGCUGAACCGCUCCAACAUCCUGUACGCUGGCAAUGACCGCUGGACCAGUGACCCGCGGGUGCGGCUGCUCAUCAACACGCCCGAGGAGUUCUCCAUUCUCAUCACCCAGGUGGGGCUCGGCGACGAGGGCCUCUACACCUGCUCCUUCCAGACCCGCCACCAGCCAUACACCACUCAGGUCUACCUCAUCGUCCACGUCCCCGCCCGCAUCGUGAACAUCUCCUCGCCCGUGACGGUGAACGAGGGAGGCAAUGUGAACCUGCUUUGCCUGGCCGUGGGACGGCCGGAGCCCACAGUGACCUGGAGGCAGCUCCGAGACGGCUUCACCUCAGAGGGCGAGAUCCUGGAGAUUUCCGACAUCCAGCGGGGCCAGGCCGGCGAAUAUGAGUGCGUGACUCACAACGGCGUUAACUCUGCGCCAGACAGCCGCCGUGUGCUGGUCACAGUCAACUAUCCUCCGACCAUCACGGACGUGACCAGCGCCCGCACAGCCCUGGGCCGGGCCGCCCUCCUGCGCUGCGAAGCUAUGGCGGUGCCCCCCGCGGACUUCCAGUGGUACAAGGAUGACAGACUGCUGGUCAGCGGCACAGCCGAGGGCCUGAAGGUGCAGACGGAGCGCACCCGCUCGAUGCUUCUCUUCGCCAACGUGAGCGCCCGGCAUUACGGCAACUACACGUGUCGCGCCGCCAACCGGCUGGGAGCGUCCAGCGCUUCUAUGAGGCUCCUGCGCCCAGGAUCCCUGGAGAACUCAGCCCCAAGGCCCCCGGGGCCCCUGACCCUCCUCUCCGCCCUGGGCUGGCUGUGGUGGAGGAUGUAGGAAGAACCCAGCGCAGCUCGCCUCCCCCCUGCGAGGGGCCUGAGGCCGAGAGCGAGAGAAAAAGGGAGAGCCAGCGCCGUGGGUCUCGAGGGGGCGGAAGAGCUCUCUGCCACCAAGGAGGAAGAAGAGAGGAGGAGGAGGAGGAGGAGGAGGAGGAGGAAAGCUCUUUAGAGAACCCAUCACUGUGAGGGAUAACGCAAAAUUAUGCAUCUUUCUACAGCCAUUUUCGCCACCGUUCACGUUUCCGAUUGCGACCCACCCCCGGCCACCCCACACCCCUCUCUUAGCUCAGGCUGUCAACUGGACCGUGUGUAUGUAGUGGGUGUGUGUGAGCAUGAGCCUGCACGUGUGUGUAUGUGUGGGGGGAGGGGCUCAGCAAUCUUCCCUCCCCUAACACCCCCAUGCCCACUGCCCCCCAGUGCUGCUGCCUCUCUCCUCUGGCUGGAGGUAGGUAUGUGGGCUUCGCGGCUGGAGCUGUGAGGGGAGGUUUUCCAGGCCCCCUGCUUCCCCAGUGUAUGCACGCACCCCACCCCUUCCCCUCCCUGUUAAAAGAGCGUCUCCUGGGCAGGUUGGGGGUGGGGAGGGGUGUCUCGCUCGCCUGUCAAGCUAUCAUUCAGCCUCUGUGAGCAGGUGAGCGAUCUCCAUCUUGGCCCGGGGCCUCAUUGCUGUCAACCACCAGCUGCCUGUAGCCAGAGGCCCCAUCGCUGGCUCAGCAGCCUGAGACCUUCCCACUUUCCCUGCCCCCCACCCCGACUUUCUGGCCCCCUCUGGGCCAAUCGGUGCUUCCAUCCAACUGUCAGACCGGUGCCUGUGGCCACCUGUCUGUCUCAGUGCUUUGCCCUCCCCGACCCCCGACUCCCCUUGGCCGCCCGCAGCACCAACCAGCUGCCCUCAGUGCCCCCGCAGCUUCCCACGGGUGUGGGCUUGCUGGUCCCCCACUCACCCACUCCCUGGCCUGUCUCCCAAAGGCUGACUUGACCGCCCUCACACACACUCACAUAGACACACACACACAUACCAGCGACCGUGGCCGGCAAUCGGCCCCCCGGCUCCGGCUGCACUGCAGCUGGUGACUGGCUGUGUUCCCCCCGAGGGUGGGCAACUUGUCAGGAGGGCGUGCUGAGAGGCUGUAACCCCAGCUCUGAGGUGGGAAGACACGAUCUUGGCACACAUCACACAAAGUGGGGGAGAGAGAGGCGUCACACAGGCAUCCCCAGUCCAGUCCAAGAUGUCAAGUCUCCAACUCCGAUUCCUGGGGGACCCGCUAUAAACACUCGCCCCAAACCACACUACCCAGAGCUUGGUGGGGGGGGGGGAGUUCAGAGCAGGGGCAGGGGGGCAAGGGGCAGUGACUGUACCUCAGACGGGGGCGUGGGCCCCAUCCCACAUUGUCUUCCAUUCCCAGGGUCCAGGGGAUGGGGAGGGGAGGGGGAGGGAUGCAAGGGAGGGGGCGGGGGGCCCUGGGGGCCGUGUGUUCCGAUUCAUGGGGAGUGUUGAGACCACCACACCAAUAAACGCCUUUUUCCAAA
Messenger RNA from Neofelis nebulosa (Clouded leopard), 2594 nucleotides. RefSeq names its product IgLON family member 5 (gene IGLON5). Lineage: Eukaryota; Metazoa; Chordata; Mammalia; Carnivora; Felidae. Gene Ontology annotation, cellular component: neuron projection. The coding region runs from base 55 to 1065 and encodes 336 amino acids. The transcript has 8 exons. The record is from RefSeq and is a predicted model, not a curated record.